Messenger RNA from Teleopsis dalmanni, 1441 nucleotides. RefSeq lists its product as uncharacterized. Lineage: Eukaryota; Metazoa; Arthropoda; Insecta; Diptera; Diopsidae. The transcript is spliced from 5 exons. The record is from RefSeq and is a predicted model, not a curated record. The coding region runs from base 331 to 1410 and encodes 359 amino acids.
AAUUUUCAUAAAUGUUUAGAUCUCAAAACUUUAUAUAUUGUAUCCAGAUAAAAUAACGAAAAUGUACGACAAACUAUGAAAUUGUGCUCACAAAGCUAACUGUGAAACCAAUGAGAUUUUUUUUAUCAAAACUGAGACGUUACUUUAUUGCAAUAGCUAUUUGCUACUGUUUGGAAAGGUCCAAUUAAUUACGCAUGCGAAAAUAGAUCAGCAGUAUUGAUAGGAUAUAUUUUGAGUGCAUCUGAUCUAGUACAAAAGUAGAAGAAGAAGCAGAAGAGCAAAUUUACAUAUGGGAUAACAUUUCUUUCGCGGAAGAAUAACUUUUCAAAGAUGGAGAGUGAAAAGAAAAUGUUGCUAUCUUUAAAAAAGGAAUUAAACCCAAAUGUUACGAUCGAUGGGCAAAUUGCUUAUACAGUACCAUAUAUAUUGAACGGAUCUCUAUUUCGAAUACUUACGCAGGAGGGUGAGAAUGUAACGGUAAAAUGCUGCAAUUGCCCAGAAGAUAGAAUUUAUCGUGGUAGCUUGCGUUCAACCGGCAAUUUUCAUAUGCACAUCAAACGCCGCCAUCCUAAUUUGAUGAGCACUUUGGAAAAGAUGAAAAUUGACGCAGUGCUAGAACGUCGUCACUGCCAAUCAAAAAAGCGCAACGCGCAAACUAUCGAUAACAAAUCGAAGGUGAAAAAAUUGAAAGAAGGUUCUGAAAAGGACUCGGUUUCGUCGUCAUCGCAGCGUACGCUUAAGAUAAAAAAAGUGUAUCGACGCCAUCAACAAGAGGCUCUACGUAACGAAAGUACCGCAAUUAAUUUUGCAAAUCAAAGCGUAGAAGAUACACAAAGAAAAAACGACGAUGGGCAAAAAGUGCAAAUCGCAAUAAAACCAGAACGUAACAAUACAACAGUUCCGUUAAAUUUAAGUGUUAGAACUGAUGAGCAGAGCGAAGUUGCUCCUCGUGGCUCGCAAGAUAAAAAUGCAUUGAUUGGCGUUUCCACCUCUUCCGCACCGCAACAGGAUACAAUAGAAGAAGCGGAAGCAAAUACUGAGGCUCAUAAUACCAAUGACGACACUACGGAAACACCAAUAGCGGCUUCAAGUGAAAUAACAAAUUUAUUGAAUUUAAUUUAUUAUAAAAUCUUGGAUGUCAUGCGAGGCGAAUAUCGUUCUUAUGAUGCAGGACAUAAUAAUGUUACAACACAAGGUAUUGCAGCCAACCCUAGUAUUGGUAAUUCGCCAUAUAAUUUCGACAUUGGCUAUGUGACAUCCUCCAAUAUUGCCAUCACUUUGGAUAAAAUAAAAACCGAUUUAGGGAAUUUGUCACAUACUUUUCAAUUGUUACAAAAUGAAAUAAGGUUGCAAAAUCUCAUUUAUAGUUAUUUGCUCUGCUUUCAAAAUAAUAACUCUAAUAUGCGUUAAUUGAUUUCAUAAAAUUAUAAAAUAAUUAUUA